Rubroshorea leprosula is the source of this 1854-nucleotide messenger RNA. NCBI's taxonomy places the organism in Eukaryota, Viridiplantae, Streptophyta, Magnoliopsida, Malvales, Dipterocarpaceae. The record is from the annotation of a GenBank genome assembly.
ACUCACAUUCAUAUUGUAUUUUAUUUUAUUUUUUUAACUUUUCACUUCAUAAUAAAAAAAUUUCAUAUUUUUCAUUCUUCUGCACAUAAAUAAAUAUCUGUCUUUCUCAAAACCGGUGAAAAAUGGCGCCGGCGAUUGUAUUGAACCAACACGGAGACAUGCUUGAGUUUGAAGGCAGGAUCACCAUUUAUGUCGUUGUGUGCGUGAUCAUUGCAGCCUUUGGAGGCUUAAUGUUUGGCUAUGACAUCGGCAUUUCAGGCUCGAACUUUGAGUCCUUAUUUGCUUAUACAAUUUAAUCAUUUUUGGUGGGUGAUACAAUGGGAAUUUACAUUUCUUUUUAUGGCAGGAGAAGUUACAUCCAUGGAUGAUUUCCUCAAGGAAUUCUUUCCGAUUGUGUACAGAAGGAAACAACAUGCGCACGAGAACAAUUACUGCAAAUAUGACGAUCAAUCCCUUCAGCUGUUUACCUCUUCCUUGUAUAUUGCUGCUCUCAUAGCCAGCUUCGUGGCUUCAAGAGCAUGCACAAGGUUCGGCCGCAAGCCCACCAUUCAGAUUGCCUCCAUUUUCUUCAUUUUAGGAGUUAUCUUAACCGCAUGCGCUGUGAAUCUCGUCAUGUUGAUUUUUGGGAGAAUUUUUCUUGGCUUUGGAGUUGGUUUCGCUAACCAAGCGGUACCACUUUUCCUCUCGGAGUUAGCUCCGGCUAAGAUCAGAGGAGCUCUUAACAUCAUGUUCCAGCUCUUUAUUACGAUUGGAAUCUUCAUAGCCAACAUGGUGAACUACUUCACAGCAAACCUGCAUCCCUACGGAUGGAGAAUCUCCCUUGGCAUUGCUGGCUGGCCAGCUGCCCUGUUGUUAUUUGGAUCCUUGAUAAUCUGUGAGACCCCAACCAGCCUUAUUGAGCGCCAGAAAGUCGAGGAAGGAAGGAAAAUUCUCAAGAAGAUCCGUGGAGUCGAUAACAUUGACAACGAAUUCGACUCCAUUGUGUACGCUAGUGAGAUGGCUAGGCAGGUAAAGAACCCAUUCCGUAAACUGAUGAAGAAAUCAAGCCGACCCCAACUAGUCAUUGCCAUCUGGUUGCAAGUGUUCCAGCAGUUCACUGGAAUCAAUGCCAUCAUGUUCUAUGCACCCGUUCUGUUUCAGACAGUCGGAUUCGGAAGCGACGCUGCAUUGCUUUCAGCAGUUAUUACAGGACUUGUUAAUGUGUUCAGCACAUUGGUGUCUGUUUAUGCAGUUGAUAAGGCUGGCCGCAGAGUUUUGUUGCUCGAAGCUGCUGUUCAGAUGUUCAUUACACAGUCUAUUAUUGGGGUGAUAUUGGCGUUGGACUUGAAAGUAACUGGCUCUCUUUCACGAGUUGAGGCCUCGAUUGUGGUGGUACUUGUGUGCGUCUACGUGAUGGGCUUUGCAUGGUCAUGGGGGCCUUUAGGGUGGCUAAUUCCCAGUGAGAUUUUCCCUCUAGAGACAAGAACAGCUGGUUUCGCCUUCGCAGUUAGCACAAACAUGCUCUUCACAUUUAUCAUUGCUCAAGCUUUCUUGUCGAUGCUCUGUCAUAUGCAGGCCGGCAUCUUCUUCUUCUUCGCGGCAUGGAUUGUCAUUAUGGGAGUCUUCGCUUUCUUCUUGUUACCGGAGACUAAGGGCGUGCCUGUAGAUUCAAUGGUUGACAGAGUUUGGAAGAGGCACUGGUUCUGGAAGAGAUUCUAUGAUGAUUAUAUUGAUGAGAAGAACACCAAUAUGACGAUUCCUCCUCAUAUGACAUAGCAAUCUUACAGGAUUUAAAGGAAUAAUGUUGCUAUUUUUUCAUGCUUUUUCGUUUCAGCUUGUACUGGUCUUUCUUAAUAAUAAAUGCAAGUAUUUCUU